Molecule: messenger RNA, 1408 nt
Organism: Centruroides sculpturatus (bark scorpion)
Lineage: Eukaryota; Metazoa; Arthropoda; Arachnida; Scorpiones; Buthidae
Product: NFU1 iron-sulfur cluster scaffold homolog, mitochondrial-like
Exons: 8
Coding region: 59-883 (274 amino acids)
Biological process (GO): iron-sulfur cluster assembly
Cellular component (GO): mitochondrion
Molecular function (GO): iron ion binding; iron-sulfur cluster binding
Source: RefSeq, a predicted model, not a curated record
UAGAGGGCGAGUAUAUUUGUUUACAUGUGGAAAAGUUUUUACAGUGAUCGUAGCAGAAAUGUCGUUGUUUAAAAUCAGAACAGCAAAUUGGAAAUUUUCAUUACAUCGUCUUAUGAUGAAAAAUUGUUCAAUUUCACAAACUGGACUCAGAUUUCUCAUGACUUUUACAAGAGAAAAUUCAAGACAUUUGUAUAAUAAAUGUGUCCUUAGUAGAAAACUAUUGUUCCCUUGUAAUUAUGAAGUUUCAAGAUCAAUGUUUAUACAAACUCAAGAAACACCAAAUCCAAACAGUAUGAAAUUCCUUCCUGGAGUAAAAGUUUUAGAAUCUGGAACUGUGGAUUUUCCAAAUGCAAUGUCAGCGCAUACAUCUCCUCUAGCUCGACAAUUAUUUAGAAUUGAUGGAAUAAAAUCAGUAUUUUUUGGCUCCGAUUUUAUUACGAUAACUAAGAAAGAUGACGAAGUUGAAUGGAAACUUCUGAAACCAGAUAUAUUUGCUGUUAUUAUGGAUUUUUUUGCAAGUGGACUUCCAGUUAUGACAGAUGAACAACCACCUGAAGAUACAGCUAUAUCACCUGAUGAUGAUGAAACUGUAAUAAUGAUUAAAGAACUUCUUGAAACAAGAAUUCGGCCAGUUGUUCAAGAAGAUGGUGGAGAUAUUGUUUACAUGGGAUUUGAAAAUGGUAUAGUGAAACUGAAAAUGCAAGGUGCAUGUACCAGUUGUCCCAGUUCUGUUGUGACCUUAAAGAAUGGGGUACAAAAUAUGCUACAAUUUUAUAUUCCAGAUGUAAUGGGUGUUGAACAGAUAACUGAUGAAGUUGACGAUAAAGCUCUGGAAGAAUUUAAAAAUUUUGAAAUUAAAAUAAAGAAUAACAAACCUGAUUGAUUACAUUAGUUAAUAAAUUAUACAAAUUUAAAAUAAGAAUAGUUUGAGUAUGUCAAGUUUAAUUAAAAAGAGUUUUUAAUACUAGAAACAACUUAGGGGCUAUCCAUAAAUUAUGUCUGCAUUUUUCUUGAAACUUUUACUCCUCCUUCCCAUCUUGUCCAAUUUUCUGCAACCUUCUCUCAUUUGGAUGUCCAAUAGAACUCUAUCCCCCUUGAAACCUUUAUCACUAUGAUUUAUACAUACCAUAAGUAGAAAUUCUGAAAUAAAUGUAAUAAAAUGUGCAAACUCUAUAAAAUUAAUGAAAUAAAUAGACAUCAACUGAACUCAACCCCCCUUCCUCUUGUUCAACUUAUUGUAGUCCCUUCCCUCUUCCAGUGUGGAUGUCAUAUAUAGAAGCACCUUAUCAAUUAUUUCUAAUAUUUAAAACUUUAUAUUUCUCUCCAUAAUCUGGCCAUAAUUUUAAUUUUUGAUUCGUUAAAAAACAAUUAUUUUUAUUUAAAAAGACAUAAUGAAUAAUUUUUACAU